Vigna radiata var. radiata (mung bean) is the source of this 2128-nucleotide messenger RNA. Its product is annotated as D-lactate dehydrogenase [cytochrome], mitochondrial. The transcript is spliced from 18 exons. NCBI's taxonomy places the organism in Eukaryota, Viridiplantae, Streptophyta, Magnoliopsida, Fabales, Fabaceae. The record is from RefSeq and is a predicted model, not a curated record. Gene Ontology annotation, molecular function: FAD binding; D-lactate dehydrogenase (cytochrome) activity; D-lactate dehydrogenase (NAD+) activity. Gene Ontology annotation, cellular component: mitochondrion. Gene Ontology annotation, biological process: lactate catabolic process. The coding region runs from base 71 to 1741 and encodes 556 amino acids.
GUUCAGUUUUUAAAAUAGACUUGGGGAGAAAAGGUAGAACCAGCCUUAUCAGUUGCCACCAUUCAUCAGCAUGUCAAAUUUCUCGUCAUGGUUCUUUCGCUUACGAUAUUCUUCCUCCAAGCUCUUUUAUCGCUACCGCACCCUCCACAAUAAAUACGAACCCACCGUCUUCAACAAUCACUCUUCCAGGAACGCACGCUCAACUUCUCUGCUUCCUUUCGCUCUUGCUCUUUCCGCUGGAUCAUUCGCUCUUCAUCCACACUUCAGUCCUUCCUUCUGCGACUCCGACAGAGGUGUGAAUGUCGGGGGCAAAGGUAGCACGCAAUACGUUGUUAAGGGAUCACAGAAGGAAUUUCCGCGGGAGCUUCUCGAGGAGUUGAAAAUCAUCUGUCAGGAUAACAUAUCAGUUGAUUAUGACGAAAGGUAUAUCCAUGGAAAACCACAAAACAGCUUUCACAAGGCUGUUAAUAUCCCAGAUGUGAUUGUUUAUCCAAGAUCUGAAGAAGAGGUAUCUAAGGUUGUCAACUUAUGUAACAUUCAUAAGGUUCCUAUUGUACCAUAUGGCGGUGCUACAUCAAUCGAGGGUCACACCUUAUCUCCUCAUGGAGGGGUUUGCAUUGACAUGUCAUUAAUGAAGACUGUGAAAGCAUUACAUGUUGAUGACAUGGAUGUUGUUGUUGAGCCUGGCAUUGGAUGGAUGGAGCUCAAUGAGUAUUUGGAACCUUAUGGACUAUUUUUUCCACUUGAUCCAGGUCCUGGUGCUAGCAUUGGAGGCAUGUGUGCUACACGUUGCUCUGGUUCAUUAGCUGUGAGGUAUGGAACUAUGCGUGAUAAUGUCAUCAGUCUCAAGGUGGUUCUUGCCAAUGGAGACAUUGUGAAGACUGCAUCACGUGCCAGGAAGAGUGCUGCGGGGUAUGACUUGACCCGCUUGAUGAUUGGAAGUGAAGGAACACUUGGUCUUAUAACAGAAGUAACCCUGCGGCUUCAGAAAAUUCCUCAGCAUUCAGUGGUUGCAAUGUGCAAUUUUCCCUCUGUGAAGGAUGCAGCAGAUGUUGCUAUUGCCACAAUGAGGUCUGGUGUACAGGUGUCAAGGGUAGAGCUAUUGGAUGAAGUUCAAGUGAAAGCUAUCAACAUUGCUAAUGGGAAAAAUUUGCCUGAAAGUCCAACCUUAAUGUUUGAAUUUAUAGGAACAGAGGCAUAUGCACGUGAGCAAACACAAAUUGUUCGGAAAAUUGUUUCUGAGCACAAUGGCUCAGAUUUUGUAUUUGCAGAAGAACCUGAAGCAAAAAAAGAACUUUGGAAGGUAAGGAAAGAGGCACUCUGGGCUUGCUUUGCAAUGGAACCUAAUCUGGAGGCAAUGAUUUCAGAUGUAUGUGUUCCUUUAUCUCACCUUGGUGAUUUAAUUUCAAGGUCUAAAAAGGAGCUGGAUGCUUCACCACUAGUUUGCACAGUAAUCGCUCAUGCCGGAGAUGGUAAUUUCCACACGGUUAUUCUAUUUGAUCCUAGCCAAGAAGAACAUCGACGGGAGGCAGAGAGACUCAACCAAUUUAUGGUUCAUGCUGCCUUGUCAUUGGAAGGAACUUGUACUGGUGAACACGGUGUUGGCACUGGAAAAAUGAAGUAUCUUGAAGAAGAACUCGGAGUAGAAGCAUUGAGGACAAUGAAAAAGAUAAAAUCAGUCCUGGAUCCCAACAAUAUCAUGAAUCCAGGAAAGCUAAUUCCUCCCCAUGUUUGUUUCUAGUAGUACCGUCCCUCCAAGAAGUAAGUUCGCAGUACACAAUCAACGAUAAAUUUUCAAAAUCAACGUAUUGCUGCUUCUAUCAUCAAGCCAUGUCCGUAGAAUGUAUUUUUUACCAUACAAGGCCAUGCUGCUCACCGUUAUUUUCUGGCCAUUUUUGGAGUUUCUGGCCUCGCGUAUCUCAGUAACUCUAUGUAAGAUGCUUAAUAAUACUCCCUCUUCUCAUUUCAUAUCAUAUGAUAUAUAUGGUUAUAACUUGUUGAGGAGUUGUUCCCAAUACCUACCGAGAAAGUAACCAUGCACAAUCAUUGUCCCCUUUCCAUUGACACAACUUCAUUUUUUUCAAAAAUGAAAUGAAGUCAAAUUUGAAUUUAAUUCGUAUAUUUUUCU